Molecule: messenger RNA, 425 nt
Organism: Tauraco erythrolophus (red-crested turaco)
Lineage: Eukaryota; Metazoa; Chordata; Aves; Musophagiformes; Musophagidae
Source: RefSeq, a predicted model, not a curated record
ACACCCUUUGGCCUCCUGAGAGUAUUCAGCGUUGUGAUCCCUUUCCUGUAUGUUGGGACUCAGAUCAGUAAGAACUUCGCAGCCCUACUUGAAGAACACGAUAUCUUUGUCCCAGAGGAUGAUGACGAUGAUGAUUAAAGGAAUUGUAAUGGAAGAACAGAAGAGAGAAAACCAUUGACAAAGCAAUGGUUCCAACAUCUGUCACCUGUUUUGUCCUUUCUGAAUGGGACCGGGGGCUCUGUAUCCCCCUUGCCAGUGAGCAUCCUGCGCAUGUCUAAGAUGGAAACCUGUAGAUCAGGGUUGAAGGAAGUGCUUGAUAGGCCCUGCAUCCUUGCACACACACGCUUGCCUCAUCAAAAACUACUUGGGAUUCCUUUUAUCAGCAAUAUGGGAACCACUUAAUUAAAGAUCAAGAGAUUGAGAUG